AUGAAUAUUGAAAUUAUUUUACAGAUAAAAUUAAUUUUAGAGCUAACUUUGCAAACCUACUUCUUUCUCGAUUACUGUCUGUUAUGUUUACUUUCAUAUGAGAUUUUUUUAAGUUUAAUAAGAACUUCAAUUAAGAACAAUCAUAUCAUCAUGGCAUAUAACAUAAAAGCAUACAAGGUGCUGCACCAAGUCCCAAAUGCUGCAGUCAUCAGGGACUCUUGUGCUGAGCAGAGCCUCAGUGAUGUGUGUGUUGGUGCUUGCAGCAUCAAGUCUGAAGAGUCCUGUGGUUCAUCUUCUCUUCCAAAAAUAUCAGCCAUUUACAUCAAAGAGGAACCUGAGGAUGAGGAAGUGGCACAAUCAGUGAAGCCAGAAGUGCUUUGUACGGCUGAACAUGAGCGAAGUCCUCCUCGCCUGCCGUGCCCGCCAUGCAAGCUGGAAGCUCAAGUUGAGGUCCGAGGCGCCCACCAAGACUCCAAGCAGAACAUUGGUGCAGCUUCUGACCGACAGGUUGACACGUCAUGCCAGGAUCUGGUCAACGCUGGUCAGGAAGAACAAAAGGCUGCUGGGAAAUUAAAUAGCAGUGAAGGAAUGUCUGUUUCUGAGGAGUCUGGCGGCCAUGUCGCUGCUAACAAUCUACAUGUAGCAAUAAAUGAUUUUUCCAAACGUGCUGUGCAUGAUUUCAAGUGCAAGUCUUGUGACUAUGUCAUUGAUUCAAAAAAGAGUCUCAAAAUGCAUCGUUUUUUUAAGCAUGGUGAAGGAAAUUUAUUCUCAUGCAAUUUAUGUAAUCAUGUUGCUUCAACAAAGUGGAACCUUAGCGCUCACAUGCUUUAUAAACAUAGCACAGAAAAUAGGUUGAAAUGUGAACUGUGCAGUUAUGCCACGGCUAUAAAAGCCAAUUUCAAAAUCCACCAAAGUUCUAAACAUGGUUUAGGGAAGCAGUUGCCAUGUGAGAAAUGUGACUAUGUUGCUGCUGAUAACAAGAUUAUGAAACAACACAUGUUUUCUAAACAUGGAUUGGGGACUGGAUUCUAUUGUAAUUUGUGUGACUAUGCCACAGCUAAGGAAAGGACUCUCAGAGUGCAUAUAUUUUCCAAGCAUGGUAAAGGAACUUCACUCAAAUGCAAUUUGUGUGAUUAUGAAACUGCCGCGGAAUGGAAUCUCAAAAGGCAUCUUUUUUCCAAACAUAAUGUAGGACAUGGAUUCCAUUGCAAGUUGUGUGAUUAUGAGACUGCCUUAGAAUGGAAUCUCAAGAGGCACCUUUUUUCUAAACAUGGCAUAGGAAAUGGAUUAAAAUGCAGGUUGUGUGAUCAUGUUGAUAUCCACUGGCAUGGUCUAAAGGCGCAUUGUAUUGCUGUGCACGGCAUAGGAAAACGGCUGCAAUGUGAGCUAUGUGACCAUAGCACAGCUAACAGAACUCACCUCAAUGUGCACAUGUUAACUAAGCAUGGGUUGGGAAAAGGACUUAAAUGCAAAUUGUGUGAUUAUGUUGCUGCUACCAAGUAUCGCUUCAACAAGCACCAGGAGGCAAAACAUUCAUUAAGUGCUGCAAAUCAAAUGAAUUGUUUAUAACAACGGUAAACUAUGUGCUACUGCUUGUUUACUGAUGCUUCGAAGCACCCAAUAUGUAAGAUGAUUGUUAUAUUGAGUUUUUUGAUCAUGACGAAGCUGCUAUUAAUCUUCCAUGUAGUUGGCUGCUCUCUGUAGAAUCAUCCUAGGUAAUAGCCUACAUACCUACAUGUAGACUAUUCAUGUAGGCUACAUAGCCUACAUGUAGGUUAAAUGUCUACAUCAAGAAGAUUUGUGUAUACUUGCAGCCACUGUGUUUGUCGUUCAAAAUAACCUAUAAGGCUUAUUAUUUAUUGUGGCAAAUAGCCUCUUACGUGUUCUGAUGGCGUGCAUCGUAGCUGGUCUAAAAUUUUCUUAGAUUUUGCAUUUCAAUUUUUAUUUUUUAGAGCUCCAGUAUGAGUGUGUAGCAUCUACGUUCAAGAUUCUGUUAAUAAAAUAUAUAUUUUUGAAAUUAAAAGUAAAAAUUAGAUUUGUCUGAAGGUGAACGUCGCCACUUUGAACACGACAGUAGUUGACUUCAUUCAAAGUUAAAGUAUUUUGCUUCAUUGCACCAGAACUACUUAUUAGAGUAAGUACUCAAGUGUAGGAACUGCCAUUCUGUACUAAUUGCUUCUGUUCGAUAGCCGAAUUUACUUGGGAUGUUUAUAAUUGUUUACUUUGCAUUAGAUUUAUAGCUUGUAACGACCUGUUAUUUAUACAGAGUUCAAUACUUUGACCCAAGAACUGAAUGAAAAGCUUCAUCCUUUUCCUACCUCCAAGCCUCAGACUUGGUCGUAAGCUUCAAGUAAAGCUCUUUGUAACGUUGCU
Messenger RNA from Hyalella azteca, 2373 nucleotides. RefSeq names its product zinc finger protein ZFAT-like. Lineage: Eukaryota; Metazoa; Arthropoda; Malacostraca; Amphipoda; Hyalellidae. The record is from RefSeq and is a predicted model, not a curated record. Bases 1 to 1569 code for a protein of 522 amino acids. Gene Ontology annotation, cellular component: nucleus. The transcript is spliced from 4 exons. Gene Ontology annotation, biological process: regulation of gene expression.